This is a messenger RNA of Syngnathus acus (greater pipefish), 482 nucleotides long. RefSeq lists its product as uncharacterized. The record is from RefSeq and is a predicted model, not a curated record. NCBI's taxonomy places the organism in Eukaryota, Metazoa, Chordata, Actinopteri, Syngnathiformes, Syngnathidae. Gene Ontology annotation, biological process: intracellular iron ion homeostasis. The transcript is spliced from 4 exons. Gene Ontology annotation, cellular component: cytosol; nucleus. Gene Ontology annotation, molecular function: 2 iron, 2 sulfur cluster binding. The coding region runs from base 72 to 332 and encodes 86 amino acids.
GAUUGGAUCUUUUACAGGACCACAUGUAACGAAAGUGAAAUCAUCAGGAAGUGGAGCGAUAACGUUUCGACAUGGCCAUAACACCUGAUCACAUCCGGGAUAAACUUAAAACGGAGCUUGCGGCGGAUUAUGUGGACGUGGAGGACAUGUCCCCCAACAGAUGUGCAACGAGCUUUAAAGUGCUUGUCGUGUCUUCCCAGUUUGAGGGCAAGCCUCUCUUGCAGAGACACAGGAUGGUGAAUACCUGCUUAGCAGAGGAGCUAAAAGACAUCCAUGCGUUGGAGCAGAAGACCCUCACGCCAGAACAGUGGGAGAAACAAAAGUCGAAAUGAUAUUGCAAAAGUCGAAAUGAUAUUGCAUCUUAUUUGGAUUGAGUGGUAAUCACACCAAGAAGCAGAAGAAGAACGUUUGCGGUUCCCACAAAGAUGGUAUUAAUGCAUUUGAAAAUGCUGCUGGCAAUAAAACGGACAGCUCCUUCUUGG